This is a messenger RNA of Trichomonas vaginalis G3, 6768 nucleotides long. RefSeq names its product ataxia telangiectasia mutated (ATM) -related family. Gene Ontology annotation, cellular component: nucleus; TORC1 complex; TORC2 complex. Bases 1 to 6768 code for a protein of 2255 amino acids. The record is from RefSeq and is a predicted model, not a curated record. Gene Ontology annotation, biological process: TOR signaling; negative regulation of macroautophagy. NCBI's taxonomy places the organism in Eukaryota, Parabasalia, Trichomonadida, Trichomonadidae. The transcript has a single exon. Gene Ontology annotation, molecular function: protein serine/threonine kinase activity; protein binding.
AUGAAUUUGACUCAGCUCCCUAUCCCGCGUACAUCUACAGAAAUGACAGCGGUGUAUAAGGAGCUUAAGUCAAUUUGUUUUGAAAAUUGGUGCGUUUUAACUUAUGAAGAAGGGCACAGCCAAAAACACGAUUUUAUUCUUCAAAUACAAAAAUGUGCUCAAUUAUCAGAUCCACAAAAUCAAGUUAGAGCGUGCAUAGGUGCCUCCAUUAUGGUACAUUAUUCAACAUCAUGGAAUGAUACAAUUAUGGCAAUAUUUGGUAAGAUAGAAGCAGGAAGUAAUGCAGAAGCAACGGAUUUUAUCUGUGAAAGGAUAGCAAAAUUUACGAAUAAACUACCAAGAACGUCAAAUUUCUUGAUUCAACGACUUAAAUAUAUAUCUAAAGUUCUUUUACAAGGAACAUCGAAAGAAUCAAUCCUACAUUGCAUUUCACUUCUCAAUUAUCUCGAAAAAUAUGCAAUAAGAUCAUUAGAAGCAUGUUCGUUACAAUAUUAUGAACAAAUCUAUCCUCUUUUAUUCAAUGAGAGGGAAGAUUUGCGAAAUAUAGCCUUUCACUCACUCUCUCACUUCCUUCAAAUCUCAAGACGCGCUGAUUUUCCCAGUCAAUUAUACAAAGAUGCCAAAUCUAUAUUAGAUCCACCGCUAACAGAUCCAUUUCACGUCAUACAUGGCGCUUUACUUACUUACGCUGCAAUAUGUGACUCUUGUCCCAUUGAUUUACCCGUAAAACAAGUUCAAGACCAAAUGGCAUCGUUUUGGUCAAUGAAUACUCGAGAUUAUCCUUCAUACAUUAAACAUACCGCACUGAUAGUUGUUGUCAUACUUUCGCCUUUUGACCAAACAACUUUUAAUAAUCUGUAUUUACAAAGUGUGGUCAGUAGUCUGUGGCCUGAUUUAAAACCGACUGUGGAUAAUGUUGACGGUUUGCAUAUUUUAAUGAGGAAAUCUCCAGUAGUUUUUGAAAAUAGAAUGGAAAAGUUAUGUAAUUCAUUUAAAGCGAUGUUUACAAGUGAUUCAUUGGAAUUAGUAGAGAGUGCUGUUAAAUUAUUAAACGAAUUAUUACAUAAAUUGCCACAAAAAAUGAAUGAUCAAAAAUUUGUUUCAAAAUUAGCGAAUAUUUUAUCAAUCUCACAAUAUACCGAAUCAUUAAUACAAACUCUGAAAGUUAUUUUCGAUAAAUACCCACUUUUCUGGACAGAAUACAAAAAUUACGCUCUAGGAAUAGUAACACGCUUAUUUGAAAGAAAAUUUACAGAAAAUGCUUUACGAUUAAUCAUAAUACUACCAGAAGUUCAAGAUCCUCCAGAAUAUUUGUAUACUUCAGUAUUAUCUGCGUUACAAUCGAACGAUAUAGCCACACAAAUACUUGCCCCUGAAGCCUUAGAAAGUUUAUGUCGAUCCCAAGACGAUGACGUCAAGAGAAAUUAUGGAAAGAAAUUAUUAAGUAUUGCGAUGACAGCUUCGUCAAAUGAGUUCAGAUAUUAUGCUCUAAAAGCCUUUAAGCCUCCAUACCACCAUUAUCUUUCAUAUCCAGACUCAUUAUCAAUGUUUGAUAUUUUAAUUCGAGACGGAAACAAGCUUGUCUGCAUGGAAGGCCUUAAAAUCCUUGGUGGUGUUAGUUCAUACAAUCCAGCAAUGAUUUAUCCUAUCUUUAGAUCCUUAAUUUUAGAUACUUUAUUUAUAACUGACUCUUCUAAGUCCAGCCGUGUUCAAGCAGAUGCCAUCCGAUGCCUACCAAUCAUUUUCUCCUCAGUUCCACCUCUUUUACCCGUUUACGACGGUCAAUUUCUUCCAAUUGCCCUCCAACAGCUCAGAAUCCAUCUCAAAAGCGCCAUUUUAGACGACGAUGACUUCGAAUCGAAUGACAUUCGCAUCCAGAUCACUCCCACAUCAUCCCUUGGCAGUACAAGCAGUUUUGGUUCGUCAUUAAAGAAGACACAAAUAAAUGACCAGCCACAUCCUUUUGUUCGUACUUCCCCUUCAUCGGAAAACCUGAAACAAGACUUAGCACAAGCAGCACAAGCACACGGACAAAGAUUAUCAUUCUUUGAACGAACUUUUUCAUCAGAAAUCGCAAAAGAUUUGAUAAACACAAUAUCCGUGAUUGCGAAGAUUUCUUUUGAGACUGCGGAACCAUAUAUCGAUGAAAUGACCUCUAUUUUCAUCGAAACACUACAAAGAGCAUCUCAAAAAUCAGUAAUCCUCGCAAUUUUGUCAGCUUUGGAUGUAAUUGUCUCAAAAAUUGGUCCAAAAAGUGCCACAAACUUUUCAAAACUUUAUUCGACAUUGAUAAGUUUAGGAGGCCGCAUGAUGUCACAGAAAGUACACUCAUGUAUAUUUAAAGUAUUAGGACAAUUAGGACUAAUAUUAGCACCUCAAGAACAGAUAAUUUUGGAUGUUUCUCAAGAACAAUUCCAACUCGAGUUCUUUUUGGUCGGAACAAAAAUUGAAUACGAAGAUUACUUCAUUUACGUGAUCUUCAAUGCCUUGCACUCCGUAAUCAUUGAUAAGCUCCAACAGGACCACCAUACAGAAGCACAUACAGCGCUAGUGAAUAUUUUCACUCAAUGCGAAAAAACAAUUUCUGCGAAAAGAAUGUUCAACAAUUAUAUAAAAAUGUUGUUGCCAGCGGUAAUUGAAGCUCCUUAUAACGAAAAGACCAAUUAUUUCGGUAUGUUGAAACAGUUAUUACAAUGUCCAACAGAAUGGCUACAACCAUUUGCUUCGAAUUUCGUUUCUUUGAUUGAAGAAAUGUGGGAUUCACAUUAUACAAGUGAAGUGAUUUCUUUAAUCAGUCCUUUGGCACAUGCACUUAAAGAAGUCUUCCAACAAUAUAUCCCUAAGAUAACUACCUUGUUACUCGAUGAGUUAUCAAAGCCAAACUCUAUUGAUUCUACUGUUACUCCGUAUAUUUUGGAUGCUUUAACUUAUUUGUCACUUUUUGCAUGGAAUUUUGUUUUUAUUAUUGUGAAACAAAUUACUGAUGUUGUGUUUAACUCUAAGUCUAAUGACAUCAUCGAGAAAUCAUUGGAUAGCUUAAGAUCUAUUGUACAAAACUAUGAUUGCGCAAGUUAUUCUUCUUCUAUAAUUAGAGCUUGUUUCUUCGCUUUAAAUAAUCCGAAAGAAGAAAUUAAAAAUGCCGCUGUUCAAGUUUUGUAUUCAUUGGCUGUUUCUAUCGGUCCAAGUUUCUCUAUCUUUAAGACAAGUGUUGAAAAGGCAAUGAUAAAUGCUGGUUACCAAUUAAAUGAAUUAAAUAGAGUUGCUUAUUUGAAAACUCGUGGAAAACACACUGAUUUUCCUUUCAUCAAAGUUGAUGUUAAAAACAAAAUGAAACCGGAACCAAGGAAAAAAAUAAUAUUAGAUGAAGAAUCACUAAUAAACAAGAUAAGUAUUCCGGAAUCAUUAAGUGUAGAACAUUGGAAAAAUUGGAUGCAAAGAUUCCAAAAAUCUUUUGCAGAACAUUCUCCUUCUCCUGCUUUUAGAUUAUCUUCAUUUUUAAUUACUGAGCAGCCUCUUCUUCUUAGAAAGUUCUUUGAGCCUGCUUUCCUUUCCGUGUGGAUCGUAGCAAGUGAUCAUUUGAAAGAGGAAAUAAUGAAUGAUUUAAACACGGCUUUGUUUGAAAAAACAACUCCGAUGCCGGUUUUGACAUCAAUUAUCGGUUUGUUUGAAUUCAUGGAUAGAACGAAACAAGAGUUACCUAAACCUAAAGAACCAUUUAAGUUGACGAGGAUUGUUUUGAGAGCGGAAAAGCCAACAUACGCUUUGUAUUGCGCUGAACAAGAUUACAUCAAAUACAAAGAUGACAAAACCGCUCAGAAUCAAUUGAUUCAAAUUUAUACACAACUUGGAAUGUUCGAUGAAUCAAGAGGAUUUGCUCAAACAAUAGGUGACAGAGUUGCUCACAUGAGUGGCCAGAUUGUAAGGUAUCUUUCAUGGGAUAAUUCAUUGGAAAUCGUCCAUCAAUCAACAGAAGAUUUCAUGGCAAAAUUGUCAUUUUUGGAAGAACAAGAAAAGUGGCCAGAAAUUGCUAAAUUGGCCGGCCAAUUUUCAUCUCUAUCGUUCACUGAAAAAGACAAUGCUGCAUUAAUAUUUGCACAUGCUUUUUACCAUUUGAAUGAUUGGUCAGAACUCGAGAAAAUGCUCGGAAGUACACAAGAAAACAUUGGAUCAACAGUCAUCAGAAUAAUGGCAAAAAUUAAAAAUGGUGAUGACAUAAAUAAUGAUGUAGAAAAAGGUUUUAUACAGUUAGGAAACGAAGCAGGAUCUCUUUUCGCUCAUGGUAUAACAGCUGUUGCUCCUUUCAUUGUGUUCGCGCAAAGAUUAAUCGAACUAAAAGAAGCAACACAAGGAAACAUAAGAAAAACAUGGGCAGAAAGAUUAAUGAACAACGCUGCACAUUUUAACAUGAUCAGAUCCAUUUUACUGACAAGAUGCGAAGUCCUUGGUCCAAGUCAAAAUGUCAAUGAAGAUUUGGCAUUCCUUAAAUUCGCGAGGAGAUCAAAUGAAUGGGAUGCUUUCAAGGAUUAUUUCGAUAGGCAUUUCCAACAAUUCGAAGACAGAAUGAAGAUGCCGAGAGUCAUCUACGAAAACGCUUUGUUGCUUUCUAAAAUAGGACAAAGAGAUGAAGCAAGUGUUCUUGUGAAUUCAACAAUAGAACGUUUGAUAAAUUCGCAUGAAGAUGAUGAUUUAAUCGCUAAAUUAUACAUGUUGAAAGCAAAAUGGAAAAUUUGGUUGAUAAAAGGAGAUUCUCCAGAAGUGAUGCAUGAAGUAAGGAAUUUAUUGAGUGAAGCAAUUAAAUACAGACCAAUGCAUUACAUGACAAAUAACAUGUGGGCGUGGAGCAACAUGAAACUCGCGAGUUUAGUCAAAGAAGAAAGGGUUGAUAGAGCUAUUGAUGCUAUCAUUGCUUUCGCACAUUGUGUAUUGAUAAGUCCCAAGAAUUGUUUCGCUGAUUUGUUACAAUUGUCUUCUAUUUUGUUUACUACUCAUUCUUUUGCUGAAAUUUAUGAAACAACUAAAUCAACAAUUGCUGAAAUUCCUAUAAAGAAUUUCAUCACAAUUUUGCCACAAUUAGUUGUUUAUCAAUACACGGAAAGCCAGUCAUUGAGGACAUUCGUUGAACAGAUAUUAACUCGUCUGUUAAAUGAAUAUCCAAACGCUACAAUUUUCCCUCUUUUGUUCGCUGCAAAUUUGGGAAAUAAAAAGUCAAUUGUCCGGCCAAUUAUAAAUUCCUUUGAAUUGACGAAUGCGCAAUUCACUCAUUCAGCCAAGACAAUACUUACUGAGCUCUGCAGACUUGGAAUGACAUAUCCAGAAUACAUUUGCGAGGCAUUGACAGCUCUUAAAGACAGAACAGACAAAGCAUUGGCAAAUCCAGGAAACACGAAUAGUUUGGACGAAAUUGUCGAUGAUUUGUUGGAAAGAUUGAAGUUAACAACAUGUGAAUACGACAGACAAGCACAACAAAGAUAUUCUGAUACAAUUAAAACUCUUGAAACAAUAUUAAAUAACUAUAAAACUUCUAAAAAACCAUUAACUUUAUCCCAAAGAAGUCAAGAAAUCAGAUUAAUUAUGGAGACAUUUAACAACGAAUUCAAGAGAGAAACGAAGCUGAAUUUGAAGUAUUACUCCCCUGAUUUGGCUGCAAUAGAGAACUCCCCAAUCACUGUGUUCGGAAGAUUCAGGACAGAAGGAAAUUCAACAACAAUUUUGAGAUUUGGCAGAGAAUUAAACAUUUUGAAUUCAAAAAGAAGACCUCGCCAACUAAAAAUUGUUGGUUCUGACCAUGUAACAUAUAAGUUCCUUCUCAAAGGACACGAAGACCUUCGACAGGAUCAAAGAGUCAUGCAGUUCUUCGAACUUGUGAAUUCUAUUUCUCACAACGUUCACACGAGAAUUGCGAUUCUUUCGAUCACUCCUUUGUCACCACGCGUUGGUUUGAUACAGUGGCUUCCUGGCUGCGAUACAAUGUCAGAGCUGAUUGAUGACUACAGGAGUAUCUCCAGUAUCAAGAUCAAUGUCGAAUCGAAGAUGCUCGAGGAAUACACAAUUCCUGAUUACGACAGUUUGCAGCCGAUACAAAGAUACGAAUAUUUGAUUGAAGUUGACAAAAACACCUCACCUGAUGAUCUCAAAAACAUCAUGUGGCUUAAAGCUCCUGAUGCAGAAGCGUGGGUCAACCACACAUCGCACUUCUCGAGAUCAACAGCUUUGAUGUCUAUUGUCGGAUACAUCAUUGGUUUGGGUGACAGACAUCCAAGCAAUAUAAUGAUACAAAGAUAUUCAGGGUCUGUCAUUCACAUUGAUUUCGGAGAUUGUUUCGAAGUCACUGCCAAACGCGCUCAACUCGCCGAGACAAUUCCUUUCAGACUCACAAGGAUGAUUGUCAAAGCGCUCGGACAAUGCGGCGUUAAUGGAUCAUUUAGAAGAGUUUGCCAGGACACAUUGCAAACAUUGAGAGGAAACAGAGAAGCCGUGAUGGCUGUCUUGGAAAUCUUCUUCAGAGAACCUUUGUCGUCAGGAAGACUCUUCGAAAGCAAGGAGAUGAAUGAGAACAUUGUUGCUGGAUCAUUAAAUAACAACAUGGACAGUUUGUCGAGAAAGAAUUUGGCUGAAAUCAUGACAAGAAUUUCUGAUAAAGUAAGAGGAACUGAUAAUAAUAAUACCGUGCCAAUGACUGUGCAUGAACAAGUUGAUUGGUUAAUCAAAUCUGCUAGAGAUAUGUACAAUUUAUCUUGUUUAUUCCGCGGAUGGAAUCCUUUAUGGUAA